Messenger RNA from Aspergillus melleus, 1008 nucleotides. RefSeq lists its product as uncharacterized. The record is from RefSeq and is a predicted model, not a curated record. The transcript has a single exon. The coding region runs from base 1 to 1008 and encodes 335 amino acids. Lineage: Eukaryota; Fungi; Ascomycota; Eurotiomycetes; Eurotiales; Aspergillaceae.
AUGCCGUUAAACAUCCUCGAUCUCCCCAGUGAGCUGCUUGACCGCAUCGUUGAGCUUGUAAUAACGCACCAGGACUCGCCAGUUUCAACUAGCGAUCGCGUCGCAUGGCCACGGGAGCUUGAGACCUUGACAAGUUCAACGCCAGAUGGUCGCGACAAUGUCAUGUACUGCAAAAAUCAGGAAGCGCCCUACCAUAACUGGAAAUCCGCUUCUCCAACCCUCCUCCUUGUCAAUCGACAGUUGGCCGAACUCACGCGACGGAGACUGGCACAAUUCUCGAAUUCAAGCCAUUACGCCCUGGACGUCAUGCUCGUCAACGAAACAGAACUUUGGCCGACAUGGACCUUUCUCACACCUCCGUGUCAGCACGUCAAUAAACUGACCGUGACCCUUCGCAUCACUGGUACCAGCCCAACGCUAGAUGGGAGGAAGUACCGUUUUACUCCCUUCGAUGGCGCGCCGCCAAUUGUCUGGUGUUUCUUCUAUCUCCUCUCCCGAUUUCUCGAAUGUGGCCCCCUUGCGGAAGAUCCGGAAAUUAACCCCCCAGCCCACGAUAGGCACCCGUUUACCAUCAACGAAUUGACGCUGAAUGUCGAGACACCGAGUGGUCUGAUAGCACCCCGGAGCAUCAGUUAUGAGAAUUGGUUGCAAGGUCGCGAUAACAAGGAUCCUCGCACGUCGUAUACAUGGCCGUACAACACAGUCGAAACACUCAUGAUUUGGCCUGAAUGGUUGGUCAAGUUGAUCAGCGAUUAUAUCGGGUAUGCACUGGACAUGCAAGGCCUUUUCCUGAGGGGGUUUGGGCAUACCUUGCACAAGUGCAUUGGGACUAUCCGGAUUUGUUUGGACGGGUCUGUGGUCAAAGUGCAUGCUGUCGACCGUCGCCUGAAGGAGUAUGUCGAUAGACAACGACAGCAAUUGACUGGGUUUGCCGCAAAGUUGGUUCUUACAAGUAUUGAUGAACUGUAUGAAGAAAGGAAGAGAGCUGGAUUGCCGGUGGUUUAUUGA